Molecule: messenger RNA, 604 nt
Organism: Drosophila gunungcola (fruit fly)
Lineage: Eukaryota; Metazoa; Arthropoda; Insecta; Diptera; Drosophilidae
Gene: Chrac-16
Product: chromatin accessibility complex 16kD protein
Exons: 1
Coding region: 76-465 (129 amino acids)
Cellular component (GO): CHRAC; nucleus
Molecular function (GO): protein heterodimerization activity
Source: RefSeq, a predicted model, not a curated record
CAAAAUUUGUUUACACCCCAGCCCUGACAAGACCCAAGCGAAGCAAACGAAGUAAAGGGAACAAUAAUAAUAAUAAUGGUGGAACCCAAAGCAAAUCCCGUGGAAAGGCAGCCCAAUGCCGAUACGUUCCUGCCCCUCAGCCGGGUGCGGACCAUCAUGAAGAGCUCCAUGGACACAGGUUUGAUAACCAACGAGGUGCUCUUCCUGAUGACCAAGUGCACGGAACUGUUCGUCCGGCAUUUGGCGGGCGAGGCAUAUGCGGAUGCAUUCCGCCAGAAAUCGGGCGAGACGCUUAAGUACGAGCAUCUUUCCCAGCUGGUCAACAAGAGCAAGAACCUCGAGUUCCUGCUGCAGAUCGUGCCGGAGAAGAUCCGGGUGCACGAGUUCCAGGAGAUGUUACGAUUAAACCGCUCCGCCGGCAGCGACGAUGACGAUUCGGAAUCCGGAUCGGAGUCGGAUGAGUAAAUGGACAUGGACAUGGCCAUCGAGUUGCCUGACCCGUCGUCCACCGACUGAUUUUAACACUUAGUUUAGGCUAGCCGAUAGGUGAAUGAUUGUAAAUUUAUAGCCCCCUGAUGAAUAAAGAAGCAUAUGGGUAUUGUGU